AUGGCAUGUUCCCUGUGGAAACUACCCACCUUCUGCUGGUUUCUCAUCACAUUAGCCCAAGUGCACUCCACAGAGGGGUUCAGUCGUGCAGCCCUGCCAUUUGGCUUAGUGCGGAGGGAGCUGUCUUGUGAGGGUUACCCCAUUGAUUUGCGCUGUCCAGGAAGUGAUGUCAUAAUGAUUGAAAGCGCCAACUAUGGCCGCACCGACGACAAGAUUUGCGAUGCUGACCCUUUCCAAAUGGAGAACAUCAACUGCUAUCUUCCAGAUGCCUACAAGAUUAUGUCACAAAGGUAA
Messenger RNA from Sphaeramia orbicularis (orbiculate cardinalfish), 294 nucleotides. RefSeq names its product adhesion G protein-coupled receptor L2-like. Gene Ontology annotation, molecular function: carbohydrate binding. Gene Ontology annotation, biological process: signal transduction. The transcript is spliced from 2 exons. The coding region runs from base 1 to 294 and encodes 97 amino acids. Lineage: Eukaryota; Metazoa; Chordata; Actinopteri; Kurtiformes; Apogonidae. The record is from RefSeq and is a predicted model, not a curated record.